Messenger RNA from Tachysurus vachellii, 2414 nucleotides. RefSeq names its product Carbohydrate sulfotransferase 1-like. Bases 117 to 1379 code for a protein of 420 amino acids. The record is from RefSeq and is a predicted model, not a curated record. Lineage: Eukaryota; Metazoa; Chordata; Actinopteri; Siluriformes; Bagridae. Gene Ontology annotation, biological process: keratan sulfate proteoglycan metabolic process; N-acetylglucosamine metabolic process. The transcript is spliced from 3 exons. Gene Ontology annotation, molecular function: N-acetylglucosamine 6-O-sulfotransferase activity; keratan sulfotransferase activity.
GUCAAAAGCAGUAGCAAAUCAAAAAAUUCUAGAUGCAAAAAUUAGAGUGUAAUAUGGCAAGAGAACCUCAAGAGACUGAACUAGCAGGCAAAGAAAUCUUCUAAGAAACUAGAGAAAUGGAAGGGCAGCAGAAGACCAUGAAGUGUUCAUGGAAAUUAUUGCUCCUGUUGGUAUGCAUAUGCCUGGCAGUGCAGUACACAGCUAUUUGCUACAUCCACGAUAUCCUCCCUGGACCAUAUCAGGACUCCAGACUAUGUAAGCAAAGCUCUAGUCACAGCUUGGAAUCCUCCUACAACAGCUCUGUAUACAGUAAGAAUACCACUGUCCCUGCUCGAAAGCACAUUCUUCUUUUUUCACAAACUCGCAGUGGCUCCUCCUUUACUGGUCAGCUGUUUAACCAACACCCAGAUAUCUUUUACAUGUAUGAGCCACUUUACCAUACCCAUCAAGCCAUCUGCAACAACAGCAAGUGUCUCUGGAAGGCCUUGGAUAGAAUUGUGCAGGUGGUCGACAGAGACCUCCUCUUCAACCUGUAUACCUGUGACCUUCAUUUCCUGGAGGGCUAUAUCCAGCCAGAACCUAAAUUUCACCUGACAGCUUCACUCUUCCGUCAGAGUGCCAGUCAUGCUCUCUGCUCACCACCUGUCUGCCAAAAUGGUAAAAAGGAGAUGAAAGUAGAGCCAAAUGAGAGCUGGUGUUACAAAAAUUGUAGAAUCUUAAACCUCACCUUAGCUUCCAUGGCUUGCCAGUCAAGAAGCCAUGUGUCCAUCAAGACAGUGCGGAUCCCUCAGAUCAGUCAGCUUCGCCUCCUAACUGAAGACCCACGAUUAGAUCUGAGGAUUGUUCACCUAGUUAGAGACCCCAGAGCAAUCUUGGCAUCACGUUUAACUGCAUUCCCUUUUCAGUUUAUUGCCUGGAAGAUCUGGAAUGCCACAGACAGGCAGCCAGCUUCUGUGGACUUAACACAGAUCACAAAAACAUGCCAAGACAUGGAGGACUCUGUGAAUAUUGGUCUGGAGAAGCCAGCCUGGCUAAAUGGACGGUAUUUACUAGUACGCUAUGAGGAUCUAGCGCUUAAUCCUGAAGCCAAGGCCAAGGAGAUUUACAGAUUCCUGGACCUGGAUAUAAACAAUAAAGUUCUUGAAUGGAUAUCUCAAAACACCAAUGACACUUCUAAAAUUAAGUCAGUUUACUCCACCAAAAGAGACUCCAAAAACGCAUCAGAACGCUGGAGACUUAACCUAGGCUUUGACAUUGUUAAGACAGUGCAGAAAUUGUGUAACAAUACUUUGAACUUAUUGGGCUACAAAAUAGUACAGUCUCAGGUGGAACUGAGAAACAUAAGCAAUAGUUUGGUGGAACCAAAAACCUUUAAUUAAAUAGUGAAAAAAAAAAUCUGUAGGCAAAGGUACCUACAAUCAUGUUGAAAGUACAUACUGAUUUAACCUCAAUAAUCUGUUUUAAAAUGAUUUAAACCCACUGGGUAAGGCCUUACUAAGCCUUAAACUAUGUGUGAAUGUGUGAGUGGUAAGUCUGGAGUCUUCUUACCUUUUAACAUCACUGUUAUAAAAUUGAAAAACUACUAACUGUGCUUUUCAAACUGACUAUGAAGGUGAACACUAGAGCAAAAUAUUAACAGUAUAAGGGGAUACACAAAACAUGGCAAGUAAACACACAGAAAACAACUCUGGUUUGCAAAACACAAGUGACUAAUGAGAAAUCACAGAAGAAGUGAUGAUCAUGGCCAUAAAAAUGAGAUAAAAUGUAAGUCGCCCCGGAUAAGGCUGUCUGCUUAAUGCUGUAAAGCAAUGUAAAUGUAAAUGUGAUGGAAAUAUGGAAAACACAACAGAAAAGGAGAUUCAAAAAAAGAGAUUCUGGUGGGGAAAAGACUGGGGUAGUCAUGACGGGUACAGUAGGUGAAAUGUCCAUCUCCUAGUUAGCCACUCUCUGUGUAGACGAGGUGUUCACAUCACAUCUGUGGCGUAACAGUUGAUCGGAUCUGACGUGAGGGUCAAAUAGUGACAGUCCAAUCCAAAUAGUAAUGAGAAGCAUGUACAUAGAAUAACAAGAAUGCACUGUACUGUAGGUUCACCUUCUAAGGCAGAAACUUUGUAUUUAACCUCUCUGGAAUCAUCUGACCACCUACAGUAUAUAUGCAAGAGCAGUUACAGCAUCACCAAUGCAGUUCUCACAUUUUGGAAACCCAACACUAGAAGCCUUAGAGCUAUGUGGACUUACCUUGGAUGUGAAUGCUGGCUGUGAUAACUUGCUACUGGGUGUGAAGGAAUAUGUGAAUGUGUGUGUAAAUAAUGGCCUGCAAUGAAUUGGUGUCCAAUCCUGCGUGAAUUCUGUUCCUGAAUUUUCUAUUUACAUACUUUACUAACUACUAACCAACCUACCUAUCUGUGGCAUAC